This is a messenger RNA of Chelonoidis abingdonii (Abingdon island giant tortoise), 5462 nucleotides long. RefSeq names its product family with sequence similarity 180 member B (gene FAM180B). The record is from RefSeq and is a predicted model, not a curated record. NCBI's taxonomy places the organism in Eukaryota, Metazoa, Chordata, Testudines, Testudinidae.
CAUAAACGUGACUGUCCCUUCUGGCCUCAGAAUCUAUGAAAUAAAAGCCUGGAGGUAAAAUAUGUAGAGGGAGGAUAUGCUUUCUUCCCCACUCUGUGCUCACGAGCAUUGGUUUUGUUUUGGCUUUCUUUAGGCUGCUGCAAAUCCUUGUGUUUGGGACUUGACUUAGAGCUGCCUUUUCUAGUGAAGGACAGUUGUCUUCAGCAUAGUCAUGAAAAGUUAUGACUUCUCUUGUGAGAGGGAAGCAGUAGUCAGAGCAGUCAACAGGCUUUCUAGGUUUUAUACAAUUCCCAGCUUCGCUUUGAGCCUAUGCAUCCCACCAUCUGAGCUAAUUAGGUAGAAAAUAUUCUUGUGGCCACAGCUAGAAACAUAACAUAUAAAACACGUCCAGUGCUGUUGUAUGGUGGGAAUAUAGAAAGCUGUGGGACAGCAUGUAUUGUGCUGUAAGUAGUAGUUUUCGGCAAUUUAUCCAUUAUUGCAGAUAGCACUUCACAAAGCACGCUCCCUGCUGCAACUCCACAGAGUUGCUUGGAGCAUAGUACCGUGAAUAAUAGUACAUGUAACAUUAUCAAAAGGCUACUGUGAUAAGCCAGAAAAAUGAGGGGUGGUCAGUGAAACAGAAGGAAAAUUUUUGCGUAAGUGGGAGUGGGGAGCUUGAGUGAAAUGAAUAAGAAGUGAAGGGUCCUGCCAAGCUAAGACAUAAUGCUAGAACUGCAAAAGGACGGUGGUAGAGUCCAAACAGCUAUCCUAAUAGAGUCAGAGCACAGCACUUGGCUUAAGGAAAAGCUCUUGACUCUCCAGAGUAUUUACUGAGGAAACUAGUGUUAUGACUGCAGCCAAAUCCCUUCUGGUGAGAGAAAGCUGGGGGUUUAUAACUGUGUAAAGCCAUGCUUGUAGCUGCAGCCUACUCACUCAUCCAUACUAUAUGUGGCCUACAAGGCCUCACUUAGUGCUACUCAGACUAGAGGCUAAGGUGCUGGUGGAGCUGGAAGGGGAACUAUGUAACAAUAAGGGAGAAGAGUCAUGACCUAAUGCUGGUUGGACCAGUGAGAGAUGGUUUUGCAUUACCUUGAAAUAUUUCAAGUUCUGUGGGAAAUGUACAUUUUUUCUCCACUGGUGAGCAUGAACCCAAAGUUGUCCAGGGCUCAAGUGUCUUCAAAGCCCUAGUAGACACUGGUAGAUCCCACUGGAGGAACAGACCAACUUUCUUCACAACAACUAACUUUGAAAUGCUUUGGGAUCGCUACUGACCCUGACACAUUCUAGCAUGAAUUAGCAGAGCAAGUCCCAGUGCAGUGAUCUGGUCAACUCUAAUUUACAGAUGUGCAGAAGAGGAGCAGCCAGAGAACACUUUUAGCUUUACCUGAGCUUCUGUCUUGAAAUCAACAAAGAAAAAAUAUAAACUAUAACUAAAUACCCUCCUGCAGCAGUGGUUCUCAAACCGAUACAUGGAGAAUUUGCUGGUGCUCCACAGGGAACUACCUGGUCACAUACUGCCAACUUCCCCCCUAGUGCUAAAUUGCAUUAAAAUCACCUAAAUAUUUUCAUAAUAUAAUUUUGUAUGCCAGCAACUGCUGUAGUUAUUGCAAGCAGAAGAUGUAAUGGCAAAGAGAAGGUGUGCACAAGACAAUCUCUACUACAAUGUUCACUCUCCAAAAAAGGUUGAGAGAUCCCAUCAUAGAUUAAAGGGUUUAAUGAGGAGUAAUUGGAGCUGAAGCAAGUGAGGAAGAAUAGCCUGACUUCAGAAAUCCAAAACAGUUCCCUCAGGAGAGAGAUUCUGAGCGUCCCAAUUCCUAAGCCACUGGAUUUUCUGUGGAUCACAAAUACCUUUUCCAUUGAGUGGUAUCUACCUUUGUAGCUAAAUGUAACCACAUUCAUUCCCAGUGGCAGCCCUAGGGCCAUGCAUAAGGCCCUGUGCUACAUGCUCAGACCCAAACCAUCAGCCAGAGCAUUAGCUCUGAGCCUCAGAACAAAAGUCUAACUGAUUCUGAUGGCAGCAUCUACAGCAGAGUGGAAUCCUCCAUCUUCCUGCUAAGAAAGUUCUACUUCCUGUCUUCCUAAUCUAGAGGAGAGAGGGUUUAUUUUUUUUCCAGAGGCCACAUAGCCUUAGCCUGAGUGGGACUGUAAAUGAGGAAAGGGGCUGUCAGGGGUGCACAGGGGUAGAGACCUGGUAAUAGCUGGGGAGGGAUCUAGGUGGGAUUUUGUAUAAAUAAUACAAAACUGAAGGCUGGUUUUGUUUAUUGUGAUGCAGAAGUCAGUCACACAAGUGGGCAGUGAGUUAGCUGAAGGCUGAUUGGCUUUUGUCUUUGUUGUCUGACAGAUCAUUGUACUAAACUUUCCCUCCAUGAGUGUUUCUACUGGAAAGAAAGAAUGACCUUUCCUUUGUCAGCCUGUAUAUCUUGGAUGCUGUUGUCCUGCUGUGGAGCCUAUACAGACUGCCAGCCCCAUCGUGCUGUGACAUUUCAAGAUUGUUUUGAAAAUUCCAAACUCAAACCGGUGAGGACUCUUACCUGGCAUGGCACUCCUGCUCCAGCUGCAACUCAGAGCCUGGCUGUGGACAGCACUGGUCCUCUGUGUGUUUGCUGGAUCCUGGAAACAGACAGAUGGGCAACUUCACACGGAGGACCAUGCUGAUGUGAAUGUGUUUCAUAACAAGCUGGAGGAUGCCAACGUCAUGCUAGAGUUGCUCUGGGAAGGACUGGAGAUUGAGGCUAACGAGACAAUCAGGCUGCAGGAUGAGGAACUGGCCUCUCUGCGCUCAGCAAAGCGAUUUCUCCAGAUCUUCCAGCACCAGGUUCCCAAGACAUCAGAAGGGAUCAAGGAGCAGCUGAAACAUCUUUCACAGGCAGAUGCCCCUCUGAGUCCAGUAGAAUUCGAUCAGCUUCUCUUCACCAGCGUUUACUGCGCAUAUCAGAUUCGCUCCAUUCAGGGCCUGGACAAAAAUCUCUGGAUCAGUUUCUUUUCUCAACUAGUUGAUGAAAUCCUCCAUGAUCUCUGCAAGGGAUUCUGCCCUGCAAAUUUCACUCUCCUGGCUUCCUGGCCCUGGAAGGAGAAGCCUUUUUAUUUAACCUCACUGAAAAAGUCAUAUCAUUCCAACCUGGCCAUGAUGAAGAGAGGCACUGAGUAAGGAGACUGACAUGAUGAGAUUCAAUUGCAUUCUUGUUAUUCUGAAUGCUGCCAGUUAUCCCAGAUUAUGCUGGUUACUGUGCAAAAGUGCCACCAUUCUUCCUCUUUUGCUUUCUGUAUUAUACUGGCAACAUUCCAGGCAUUUAUCCAACCAGCUACUGUCCCAUCUUUAAAUGUGAAACAAGGCCUGGGAUGUCUCCCUAGGAUCUCCAUAGAAAACACACUUCUGAGAUGCACUUCUGCCUUGAUCACUGAUGGCCAUUAGAGAUGUCACAGCACUUUUUCCAGAUAUUAGCCUGUAAUGGCUGAAUUCCAUCUCAGGUAAUUCCAUUUUGCCUCCCUAAAUUCCCAGUUGGAUACAGUAUUUUCCCCUUACUACAGUAACUCACUGUACAGCAUAGCUAUGCUGUUCAUACAGUUGCUGUGUUCCACUUUACAGGUGGCUACACUCUGUGGUGAUUCAUAUUAAGUUCUGACUCAUUUUAUCUGUCAUCCCAUACCAGGUGCCUGGAACAGUUUCCCAAGUAAUAUGCACCCAUUUCCUUCGAAAAACUCCUGCAAAUGUACUGAAUUCCAUGAACCCUUCUGGUAUAGAUAUCAUUCCCCACUUUGUAUUAGUACAGAAUGGGUAUUUGCUUGUCUCUCAUCUAUUAAACUUUUGAGGGCAGGGAUCCAGUUAUUUGUUCAGCAGAUUUUACCUCUUCUAGAGAGUCUUCUUCUACAUCUGUGGUACUUUACAAAUGAAGUAAUUGGAACAGUACUGUAUAUGUGCAAUCAUGAUUUUUAUAAUCAGGAAUUUAAUCAAUGUAGAGCUCAAUGAUGCUUCUUUGUCAUACUCCCUGCAGCAUGGUAUUAGCGACAUAAAUUCAGUUAGUCCAGGUGAGUUUUAUUUGGUAUUGGUUUCUUCGUUUGUGCUGGCCCUCCCAUUUACACUGUAGAUGCACUAAUCCUGAGCCUCUACAGCCUGCGCUUUGAUGGUUAGGGUCAUACUCCCCACACAGUUUUACUAGACUCACAACUUCCACAGAGGAGCCACUUUCAGAAAUGCAUGCAGAAAAUGACAUUCCCAACAGCAACAAUUAACUUUGAACCUAGUUUAUAUUUUUCUCUCUCAUUAUCUGACAGAUGGAGAUGAGAAGCAGUAACCCAAUAAUGCCAGGCCCAGAAGCAAGAUGUAGGUUUUGGGGCAUGGAGAAUGAUUUUAAAGGUCAGAGUUAACAAUUUUACAGGAGAACAGGGAGUUUGCAAGUCAUAGAUCUUGCAAAGAGUGUAGAAAUUGGGACCAGUGUCUUAUUUGCAUUCCAACUCCUGGAAACUGGAAAUAAAAUAUAAAUACUGCCUCAUGCUAUAAUCCUACACUUCUUUGUAGACCCCUAAUCCCAAACCUUCACCCAUUUAUGCAAGUCACUUAGUCUUGUAGGGGUAAGAUUUCCAUGGAGGUCUUGCAAAUGAAUAUAGAUUGAGGUAGAGAAAUUGAAAUGAACAUAAGGCUGGGUUUGGGUUUCACAAGAGGGUGAAAGAUUUGAGACUACAAUAUUGCUAAGGUUUAAGUAAGGACCCUAGGUGAGGUGCAGCUUUCUUGGUUGAGACUAUGGCAUUUGAUAUGAGGACCUCAGAUAAGGAGGUACUGUCUGGGAUUAGAGUUUUCAUGGGUGGUUAGGUUAGAGGCUUUGUCUUCUUUUGAACAAAGGCUGUGAAUGAAGCCAAGCUGAUGGCAAGUUUCAGCCAAAGUUUAGGCUGAGACCUAUAAAACCUUAUUGAAUUUGGGAUCCAAGCCAACAUUUGAACACAGAUCUCACACAAGACAUUAAUCCCAUAGCUCUGAGAAGCCCCCUAAUAUCCAUUGCUCCACUGAACUCUUGGGUUCCCACCACCUCUCAUACUAAUGUGCUGCCACUGCCCCCAAUCCUCUGCAAUCUUAGUGCCACCCACACUGGUCCCUCUAUAACAGGAGUGGGGCUCACUGGGACACAGUGUGGAGCAAAGGCAAGGACUAUGAGAGCAUGGACAUUGAAAUCACCUCUUAUACCUUAGAAGUAUGGUGGUGGCUUCCCCCUAAGGCAGGGUUAGGUAGAGCAACAAGGAAACAAAAUGUUGUGUUAUGAAGUCUAGUCACACUAUAACGUUAAGAGUGCCCAUUUCUUGGCAAUGGUAGAGUUCAAUACAGGCAGUAUCGGCAUACACAUUCAGACCACUGCCAUCCCCAAAUGUUCAAAAAUCAUGAGCCAGGCACCCACAAAAUCAAAAGAUUUUAAAAAAUAAUACACAUUUUGAGUUAUUUUUAUUUGCCUUCUUGUUUAGGAGCCUUUAGGGUAUGCUUGAUUCAUGUUUUCAAA